CAAAUUUAUAGUCAACACGCAGUCCGUCCGCUGGUGAAUUGGGGCAGUCCGUUGACUUUUUGUAUUUUUCUCCCGCGGAUUAUUGUUUUAAUGUUACAUAACCGAUCCGGUAAAUCUCUUGAAUUCUUCCUCUAGUAUGCGAAAAUGUUCUCAGGUGGUUUAAACAUCGAGGUUUUUAAUUGCUAAUAUCAGACCGGUUCCCAUUCAUUGAGCACAUUUUCAUGUGAGUUGGUUGGAAAAGCGUCACUUUUGUGUGUUACUGGAAGCGUGUGCCAUUAACAAAGGCUGGAUUUCCUCUUAAAAUUGUCGUAGAUUAUCACGACCAUUUUUAAAAAAAUGUUUGGGUCACUGUCCUCAUGUCUGAGUUUAUUGCCGAUGAAUACUGAUUUAAAACUUUGUAAUUACAUGGUUUCUGGCUUUCUUUUCCCUCCUUUUUGAGUCUCAAAGAGGACAAAUCGGAGACGAAGAUAAAGAAAGAUGCCGCUUCUCCACAGAAAGCCUUUUGUCAGACAGAAGCCCCCAGCGGACCUCAAACCAGAUGAAGAAGUGUUUCUUUGCAAAGUCACACAUGAAAUCUUCAGGACAUACGAUGACUUCUUUGAGAGGACCAUCCUGUGCAACAGCCUGGUGUGGAGCUGUGCAGUGACGGGCAAGCCUGGCCUGACCUACCUGGAAGCUCUGGACUGUGAGAAGAGAGGUCGUCAGAGCCUCCAGAGCUUCCCCUCAGCCCUGGUGGUCCCCCUGCUGCACCUCACAGCCCUCACAUACCGUACCCGGCUCCAUGAGAUCUGUGAUGAUGUGUAUUCUUACGUCAAGGAGAGGUUCUUCCCUGGGGAGAUUGUGGACGUUGUGACCCGCUCCGGUACCAGCUCUGCUACACGAAGUGGAAGAAGUAUAAGUGCCCUGACUUCUGCAGAGGCUGUAUCGCCGCAGCUAUGUGAAAUCUUGGAUGUGCAGUCUCCCCACCAUUCCAACGGGCCGGUCAAUGGGCAUGCCAAACUUCAGAUGGAGGGGGACUUCAUCGUCAUCAGUGACAGUGAGGAGGACACUCCUAAAAGCCCCAAAUCAAAGGCCAAUGGCAAGACAAAGAAAUCUGUCAACCCGUCUGUGUUCAAGUACAAAGUACGGCCCAUCAAGGAAGGCAGUGUUCCCAUAUUCACCAAGGCUGGUCAGAUGAGCCGUAAGAAGAACACGUUUUCACGAGACAGACUAAAGCUGCUGCUCAAACAGCACUGUGAACCACAGAACGGAGUCGUUAUGAUCAAGGCAUCAACUGUUGCUAAGUACAAGUUGGCAGAACAGCACUUCUCCCAGUUUUUCCCUGACCAGCCGCCUGUGUUUGUCUUCAGUCCUCCUCCUAAAGGGCGGAGCAGGCCCAAGAAUGAUUCUUCUCCUCGAGAGGCAGCGGAGGAAAAGCUUCGUCUGAUGCAGCAGAAAGAGGAGAUGAUAGCUACGGCACAUGAAAAUGCCAAUCGGGAGAGGGAAGAUGACCUGGGGGCCAAAAAGAAAGAGAAGGAGGACAAAGAAAAGAAGAGGGAAGCGAUGAAAAAGAUGUUUGAAGAGGAGAAGCAGAGGAGAAAAGAUGAGAAAGAACGCAUGAAAGUGGAAAAGGAAAAAGAGAGAGAGAAGCUGAAGGAGGAGAAGAAGAAAUAUGCAGAGAGACUAAAGAUCUGGAGCAAACCCAGAGAAGACAUGGAGUGUGACGACCUGAAGGAUCUCCCAGCCCCAGUGCCGGUGGAGACCCGUCUGCCUGCAGAGCUGUUCGGAGAUGCUCUCAUGGUGCUGGAGUUCCUCAAAGCCUUCGGAGAGAUCUUUGACCUCAAGGACGAGUUCCCAGAAGGCCUCACACUCGAGGUUCUGGAGGAGGCCCUGGUGGGGUCAGACCCAGAGGGGCCACUCUGUGAGCUGCUCUUCUUCUUCCUCUCGGCCAUCUUCCAGGCCCUGGCUGAGGAGCAGGAGGAGGUGGCCCGCGACCAGGUGGCUGAGGUUGACGCCAAAGAUCUGAGUGAGGCUCUGGAUGAUGAUGCGGACCCCACCCAGUCUGCCAUCAGUGCUGUGGCUUCCCUGGCUGCUGCCUGGCCUCAGCUCUACCAAGGCUGCAGUCUGAAGCAGUUGGACCUGGACAGCUGUACACUGUCAGAGAUCCUGAGGCUGCACAUCCUGGCAUCGGGGGCCGACUGCAACUCUGCCAACGCCAAAUUCCGCUACCAGAAACGUGGAGGAUUCGGCUCUACAGACGACCCCUGUGUUGAGCUAAGGCUGGCCAACCCUGGGUUGCUCAAGAGGCUGUCCUGCACUGCUGUCUACGACCUGCUGCCAGGUGAGAAGCUGAAGAUCCUCCAUGCGUUGUGUGGUAAGCUGCUGACUCUAGUGUCUACCAGGGACUUCAUAGAGGACAGCGCUGACGAGCAGAGACAGGCCAAGCAGGAGCUCAGGGAACUGAAGGCUGAGCAGCACCGCAGAGAGAGGGAAGAGGCUGCAAUCAGAGUACGGAAGAGGAAGGAGGAGAAGUUAAAAGAACAGGAGAUGAAAUUGAAAGAGCUGAAAGAGAAACAUGAAAAGCUGAUGGAAGGAAGAAACGGGGACAUGAACACUGAAGAGAUGAACACCAGCACUGAGAGCCUGAAGGAGGAACAUCAGACUGAAGAUGAGGAGGAGCAGGCGAUCAACAGGACUAGGAAGAUGAUGGGCAGCAAUCUCCAGGAGAAGCAGCCUAAAGAGGUGAGCGCUGAGCAGCAGCUGAGAGAGAAGGAUCUCCAGGAGCGCAUCCAGAAGGUUGCAGCCUGCACUUAUAUCCUCCCCCUGGGGCGUGACCGUCUAUACCGUCGUUACUGGCUCUUCCCCUCCACAUCUGCCCUCUUCGUGGAAGAUGACUAUUUCGGCCUGACUGAGGACAUGCUGGAUCCCCAGGAACCGACCUCUGAACAGGAGUCAGCCAAGGCUGAGGAGAUGGAGGUGUCUCAGAACGAGGCCGGACAACCAGAGGACCUCUCUCAGACAGGCUCUACCCCAGACCCUGACUCCAAACCCAUCAUCCCAGCCCCCGUCCAGAGCAGCUCUGCUCCCCCAGUGAAUCGUCCUAACCACUGGGCCUUCUACAGCAGUCCCCAGGAGGUGGAGGCACUGAUCGAGGCCCUGAAUCCACGGGGUCACAGGGAGAGCACCCUGAAGGAGGUCCUGGUGCAGGAGAAGGAACGUAUUGCACAGCUCCUCUGUACAGCAACCGCUGACCGCUACCACCAGACAGAUAUUAAACCAGAGGCUGGUGUUAACAAAGCUGUCUCAGCCAAGUCCAAGGCUGCUUCUGCUCUUCUCCCAGAGGGCACAGCGGCUCCUGCUGAAGACUUCAUGUGCAACAGGCUGAGAGACCUGCUGCUAGAUAUAGAGGACCGCAUCUACCAGGGUACACUGGGACAAGUCAAGGUGAUGGAGAGGAGUGUAUGGAGGAAAGCACUGGAGGAAGGCCACUAUGAACUACUGACCCCUGAGCUGAAGGAGAAUGGUGUCACUAAAAGAGAAAACUGUGACCUGGAGAACAUGGAAAUACAUUACUUGAAAAAAGACAGGUUACAGGUGUCAUUGUUCAGGCUACAGGAACUGAAGGGGGAGAGUAUGACCACAACGUCCACCAGCCCCAACACCCCUCAGAUGGUCAACAACACUGUCCACUACCUGGCUCAGGCCCUGGCCCACAUCCAACAGGGAAUUGAGAGAAAGUUCCUCAAGGCUCCACUGGGCGAUGAAGAUUCUAAAAAGGACCAGAAGGCAAAGAAGAAGGAGAAGAAAGAUGAGGAUCAACACAGUGAAGACGGUAGUGACAGUGGUCGGUUGGUGAAGACGGUCCAGGAGCGUUGGAGGGAGUCUCUGCUGGGUUGUUCCAGUAUGUCCCAGGUCUUCCUCCACCUCUCCACCCUGGAGCGCAGUGUCAUUUGGGCCAAGUCCCUGCUCAACGCCCGCUGUAAGGUCUGUCGCAGGAAGGGAGAUGCAGAGAACAUGCUGCUGUGUGACUGCUGCGACCGAGGACACCACAUCCACUGUGUCCGCCCGAAACUCAAGGCCGUCCCAGAAGGGGACUGGUUCUGCCCGGAGUGCCGUCCCAAACAGCGAGCCAAUCGCCUCCCCUCCCGCCAACGGUCCUCUGUCAACUCUGAGGAAUUGGAGGAAGAAGACUCUGGGGAGGAGACGAUGGAAGAGGAGAAGAGUGCCGCUAAAAAGGUCCGGACUGCUGUGAAACCUCCUGUGCCUACUACCAAAGGAAGUCGGUCGAGCAGGACCAACUCAAGUCAUUCCACCCCCCGGAGCCAGCAGACAACCCCCAAACAGGCCCCCUCAGCUGGGAAGGGAGCUGCUUCCAGGUCCUCAGGGAAGAAGCCCACCCCAGUCUCCAAUAAGCCCACCCCAGUCUCCAAUAAGCCCACCCCAGUCUCCAAUGGCAGACCUCCACCACGGCCAGGCAGCAGAGUCAGCUCCCGGCUCAGUCAUGAGAUAUUGGCAACCAACGGUACCUCCAGCAGGCCAGGCAGCCAGCCCACUCCAUCUCUGUCUCUGGCAGACUCCCGUAAAAGACCAAUCUCAGAGGUCUCCCACAAACCCAGGCUGGUCCUGACUCCCUCAGUCUCAGGUUCUUCUUCCAAUCGUCGCAGCUCAGGGAGGAACCUAGGAGUCCAUGAGCUGUCUGCCUGCGAGCAGCUGACUGUAGAGCUAGUCAGGCAUGAAGACAGCUGGCCCUUCAUGAAACUGGUGUCUAGGACACAGGUUCCAGACUACUUUGACAUUAUCAAAAAGCCCAUUGCGCUGAGCACUAUCCGAGAAAAGGUUAACAACUGUGCAUAUAAAACAGCCACGGCGUACGUUGAGGACGUGGAGCUUAUGUUCGCCAACUGUUUACAAUACAACCCUCAGCACACAAAUGAAGCUAAAGCAGGAACAAGGCUCCAAGCCUUCUUCAACUCAGAGAUCUUUAACCUGGGGCUGGCGGACCGGACCACUCCUCCACUGAAGCGGUCCCGGAUGUAAAGCCGACUGACUGAAACUACUUGGACGUAUUCAUUAAUGCACACCGUAGCAAUUUGUUUUUUACCUGGAUGUUUUUCAACAAAAAACAAUUUCUUCUUGGACAAAUUCAGGUAGUCCCUUCCUGUUUCGCUUUUGUUUUCAUCCAUUUUUUUCUCUAGUGAAUACCAUAAUUCAUUGGAAAGUCUGAACAUUCCCAAAGCAUUGUGCAGUGUAAUAUCAUUCCCUCAAGAUAAUGCAGGAACAACUAACUCGCUGUGAAAGUAUUUGCACUCAAUAUUUGAAAAUGACUCUCUUCUAUUCGUAUUCACUCAGGGAAAACGAAUUGUGGUUGGAAAUAAAUGUUAACAGUGCAUUUUUAUAUUUUGUAUCUUGUGAGCAUUUCUAGACUUUCUUUGUGCACAUACUUUUCUUUGACCAUUUCAGUUAAUUUAGAUGACUUAAGUAUUAACUUUAAUAUGGACAGUUUUGCAUUUGUUCGUUUCACAGUACUGAACAGUAAAAACUAAUUUUGCAUGGACUGUUUCAGGUUCCCAUCUUUCAGGGAAACACUACACUGGAAUCUGAUUUACUGUUCCUUAUUUCCUAUAAUUCAUUGGUUAUUUAUUUUAGUUAAGCUAAGAACUUGCUUUAAAUUAUAUUUUUUAUAGAACAUGUUUGUUUUUGUAAAUCAUUAUUGGCAUAGAUUUUAGUUCAAACUAUAGAAAACUGUUUUGUGGUAGGGUUUAAAUACUGAGUUUUGUCCCCCUAACUUUCUCACCUCUGCUUUUGUAUUUGCUAUCGUGUAUAUUUUCUAUAUGUAAAAAUAAAUUCACUGUUUUAAUA
Oncorhynchus kisutch (coho salmon) is the source of this 5838-nucleotide messenger RNA. RefSeq names its product bromodomain adjacent to zinc finger domain protein 1A-like. Gene Ontology annotation, cellular component: CHRAC; nuclear chromosome. The coding region runs from base 478 to 5016 and encodes 1512 amino acids. The transcript is spliced from 26 exons. Gene Ontology annotation, biological process: regulation of DNA-templated transcription; chromatin remodeling; regulation of heterochromatin formation. The record is from RefSeq and is a predicted model, not a curated record. NCBI's taxonomy places the organism in Eukaryota, Metazoa, Chordata, Actinopteri, Salmoniformes, Salmonidae. Gene Ontology annotation, molecular function: protein binding; DNA binding.